CUUCCCCCUCCCCCCCAGGCGGCCGCGGCCCCGAGCGGCUCCAGAACGGAGGCCCGCGCCGAACCCAGGCCCUUCCUCGCUUGCCGCGGGGCCCUGCGGUGUACCCGUCCCCCUUCCUGGGCCGUCCGGUUUGGUGAGGGCACCUGGACCAGCGGGAAGGCUGCAGGAAAGAUCUUCCCAGAUAGAGGGAACUGCACGUGCAAAGGCAGGGAGAGUGCACGGGAGUUUUGCGCCUGAGCCCGGCAGGGGAGCAGGCACCCACUCAAAGCCCUUGCAGGGAUCUGGGCAAGACCAAAUAGGUGCCAGCCCCACCUCCAGUUAGACUUCAGGAAGAACUUCCAGGGAAAACAGAAAGGAUGACAGUUGGAUGGACUGGGGGAAGAUCAUUUGUAAACAGGGCAGCUUUGUCCCAGGCCUUCCAAAGUCCAGUCUGUAAGCUGAAUCUUCCAGAAGGCCCACCCUGUGGCCUUGAGGACUUUGGCUGCAGGGAUCUCUUUGCUGACCAGGUGACCUCUCCCCAUGGCUUUGUGGCUUGCAGGGUGAUAUGGGGGCUUCCUGGGUCCCCUCCUAUCUUGAAACUAACCAAGGUGGGAGGGAAGUGGGAGGCCACCCGGAUGGCCCUGCCUGCUGCCUGACCUUGGCAAGCCCUUGGCCCCUCAGUUUCCUCAUCUGCUGUUGGAUGUGAUCUCAGCACCGUAGGCCUGGAGGACAUUUGUGAAGGGGGGAGGUGCACAGGGUGGGAGCUCAUGACUGCUGGGCCUGGGCUGUGUGCCUGGCCUCCCUUUCCCCCAACCCCAUCAGGCCUGGGCUGGACGCCCACUUCUAUUCACCAUGGAGCUGGGUUUCCCUGGGGACAAGUAGCCUGGCCCAGCCCACCCCCACCCCACCCCUUGACGCACGCCCCCAGUCUCUCCUGGCCUAACUCACACUAGGAGGAGGAGUAGAGGCUGGGCAGCCUCUUGGACCCCUGCCCCACCCCACGCCCUGCCUUCCAGGGCCGGUCCACCUCUGGGCUGGGCCAGGAAGAAGAAGCUGUGGCUGUCCCUGGAGGAGGUCCUGGAGGCAGCUCCUGCUGGGAUGGCAGCUCCAGCAUCUUUAAGGGCCACAGGGGGUCCAGCCCCACCGGGGGCACCCUAGGACUCCCACAGCCAUCUGUGCACCUGCCCCCCACUCAUCUGUGGGCCACUCGCCAUGGGUGGGUGCUUCUCCAAGCCCAAGCCAGUGGAGCUCAAGAUCGAGGUGGUGCUGCCUGAGAAGGAGCGGGGCAAGGAGGAGCUGUCAGCCAGCGGGAAGGGCAGCCCCCGGGCCUACCAGGGCAAUGGCACAGCCCGCCACUUCCACACUGAGGAACGCCUGCCCGCCCCUCACCCGUACCCUGGUGCUCAGGACUGUGUGGAGGCCGCCAUCUGCCAUGUCAAGGACCUUGAGAAUGGCCAGAUGCGGGAAGUAGAGCUGGGCUGGGGGAAAGUGUUGCUGGUGAAGGACAACGGGGAGUUCCACGCUCUGGGCCACAAGUGUCCACACUAUGGUGCACCCCUGGUGAAAGGUGUGCUGUCCCGUGGCCGGGUGCGCUGCCCCUGGCAUGGUGCCUGCUUCAACAUCGGCACUGGUGACCUAGAGGAUUUCCCUGGCCUGGACAGUCUGCACAAAUUCCAGGUGAAGAUUGAGAAGGAGAAGGUGUACGUCCGAGCCAGUAAGCAGGCCUUGCAGCUACAGCGAAGAACCAAAGUGAUGGCCAAGUGUAUCUCUCCAAGUGCUGGCCACAGCAGCAGCACCAACGUGCUGAUUGUAGGCGCAGGUGCAGCUGGCUUGGUAUGUGCAGAGACACUGCGGCAGGAGGGGUUCUCAGACAGGAUCGUCUUGUGCACAUUGGACCGGCACCUCCCCUAUGACCGGCCUAAGCUCAGCAAGUCCCUGGAUGCACAGCCUGAGCAGCUGGCCCUGAGGCCCAAGGAGUUCUUUCGAGCCUAUGGCAUCGAGGUGCUCACCGAGGCCCAGGUGGUUACGGUGGACGUGAGAAACAAGAAGGUUGUGUUCAAGGAUGGCUUCAAGCUGGAGUACAGCAAGCUGCUUCUCGCACCAGGGAGCAGCCCUAAGAUGCUGAGCUGCAAAGGCAAAGAGGUGGAGAACGUGUUCACCAUCCGGACACCUGAAGAUGCCAAUCGUGUGGUGAGGCUAGCCCGGGGCCGCAACGCAGUGGUCGUGGGAGCUGGCUUCCUGGGGAUGGAGGUGGCUGCUUAUCUGACUGAAAAGGCCCACUCAGUGUCCGUGGUGGAGCUGGAGGAGACGCCCUUCAGGAGAUUUUUGGGGGAACGUGUCGGUCGUGCCCUCAUGAAAAUGUUUGAGAACAACCGGGUCAAGUUCUACAUGCAGACAGAGGUGUCUGAGCUGCGGGCCCAGGAGGGAAAGCUGAAGGAGGUCGUGCUGAAGAGCAGCAAGGUUGUGCGGGCUGACGUCUGUGUUGUGGGCAUUGGUGCGGUGCCUGCCACGGGCUUCCUGAGGCAGAGCAGCAUCAAUCUGGAUUCCCGAGGCUUCAUCCCUGUCAACAAGAUGAUGCAGACCAACGUUCCGGGCGUGUUUGCAGCUGGCGAUGCUGUCACUUUCCCCCUCGCCUGGAGAAACAAUCGGAAAGUGAACAUCCCACAUUGGCAGAUGGCUCAUGCCCAGGGGCGCGUGGCGGCCCAGAAUAUGCUGGCGCAGGAGGCGGAGAUCAGCACCGUGCCCUACCUGUGGACAGCCAUGUUUGGCAAGAGCCUGCGCUACGCUGGGUACGGAGAAGGCUUCGACGACGUCAUCAUCCAGGGGGAUCUGGAAGAGCUCAAGUUCGUGGCUUUUUACACCAAAGGCGAUGAGGUGAUUGCUGUGGCCAGCAUGAAUUACGAUCCAAUCGUGUCCAAGGUGGCUGAGGUGCUAGCCUCAGGCCGUGCCAUCCGGAAGCGGGAGGUGGAGCUGUUUGUGCUGCACAGCAAGACCGGCGACAUGUCCUGGCUCACAGGGAAAGGAUCCUGAGCUCGCAUGCAGCAGACUUGGGCAGGCACGCUGGGGCACCAGGGACAGAGGCCAAGCCUUGGGGGCAGGUGCCAACCUCCAAUUUCCCAGGAUCCCCCAGGGCAGAACCUGAGCCUUCCCAGUGCUUGCCUUCGGUUGCCUGGCUCACCUCCAGAGAGGCUUCUGCUGCCUCCAGGAGAUGCUUACCCCCCAAGGCCUCAGCUGCCACUGAUGGCUGACAAUGGAGGCAGGACAGGCUUGUCCUCUUCUCCCUUUCUUGAGACUGGUUCCCUACAGGACCCUGCAACAUAUUAGAUAUUAUCUUAAAAUUAAAACGCACACGUUUGCA
Messenger RNA from Felis catus (domestic cat), 3337 nucleotides. RefSeq names its product apoptosis inducing factor mitochondria associated 3 (gene AIFM3). Gene Ontology annotation, cellular component: mitochondrion; cytoplasm. The record is from RefSeq and is a predicted model, not a curated record. The transcript is spliced from 23 exons. Bases 1192 to 3009 code for a protein of 605 amino acids. Gene Ontology annotation, biological process: execution phase of apoptosis. Lineage: Eukaryota; Metazoa; Chordata; Mammalia; Carnivora; Felidae. Gene Ontology annotation, molecular function: flavin adenine dinucleotide binding; 2 iron, 2 sulfur cluster binding; oxidoreductase activity, acting on NAD(P)H.